CCAACGAGCAGAUUCUCGCGAGAGGUUACGUCAGUCCCAUCCAGGCGUCGUGUGAACUGCAGCUGGUGCCGAAGGCGGAGGUGGGACCGGAGGGGUGUGGGAAUAUGUCGGACAGCGAGGACAGCAAUUUCUCUGAAGAGGAGGACAGCGAGCGCAGCAGUGACGGCGAGGAGGCUGAGGUAGAGGAGGAGAGGCGGAGCGCAGCAGGCAGUGAGAAGGAGGAAGAGCCCGAGGAAGAAGAGGAGGAAGAGGAGGAAGAAUAUGAUGAGGAAGAAGAGGAAGAAGAUGAUGACCGACCUCCCAAGAAACCGCGCCAUGGUGGCUUCAUUCUGGAUGAGGCUGAUGUGGACGAUGAGUAUGAGGAUGAGGACCAAUGGGAAGAUGGAGCAGAGGACAUCCUAGAGAAAGAAGAGAUUGAAGCCUCCAAUAUUGACAAUGUUGUCCUGGACGAAGACCGUUCUGGGGCUCGCCGCCUACAGAACCUCUGGAGGGACCAGCGAGAAGAAGAAUUAGGCGAGUAUUACAUGAAGAAAUAUGCCAAGACAUCUGGGGGAGAGACGGUGUAUGGAGGGUCUGACGAACUCUCUGAUGACAUCACUCAGCAGCAGCUGCUCCCAGGAGUCAAGGAUCCAAAUCUGUGGACUGUCAAGUGUAAGAUUGGGGAGGAACGGGCCACAGCCAUUUCCUUGAUGCGCAAGUUCAUUGCUUACCAGUUCACAGACACGCCCCUGCAGAUUAAGUCGGUGGUGGCACCGGAGCACGUGAAGGGCUACAUCUACGUGGAGGCCUACAAGCAGACCCACGUGAAGCAGGCCAUCGAGGGCGUGGGCAACCUGCGGCUUGGCUACUGGAACCAGCAGAUGGUGCCCAUCAAGGAAAUGACAGAUGUGCUCAAAGUGGUGAAGGAGGUGGCCAACCUGAAACCAAAAUCCUGGGUUCGCCUCAAGCGAGGCAUCUAUAAGGAUGACAUCGCACAGGUGGAUUAUGUGGAGCCCAGCCAAAACACCAUCUCUCUGAAGAUGAUCCCACGCAUCGACUAUGACCGCAUCAAGGCCCGCAUGAGUUUGAAAGAUUGGAUUGCUAAAAGGAAGAAGUUUAAACGGCCUCCACAGAGACUGUUUGACGCUGAGAAGAUUAGGUCCCUGGGGGGCGAUGUUGCCUCUGAUGGUGACUUCCUCAUCUUCGAGGGGAACCGUUACAGCCGGAAGGGCUUUCUGUUUAAGAGCUUCGCCAUGUCUGCUGUGAUCACAGAGGGUGUGAAGCCCACACUCUCGGAGCUGGAGAAGUUUGAGGACCAGCCGGAGGGUAUUGACCUGGAGGUGGUGACUGAGAGCACAGGGAAGGAAAGGGAGCACAACUUCCAACCUGGGGACAAUGUGGAGGUAUGUGAGGGUGAGCUCAUCAACCUGCAGGGCAAGAUUCUCAGUGUGGACGGCAACAAGAUCACCAUCAUGCCCAAGCAUGAGGACCUCAAGGACAUGCUAGAGUUCCCGGCCCAGGAACUUAGGAAAUACUUCAAGAUGGGGGAUCAUGUGAAGGUGAUUGCUGGCCGAUUCGAGGGUGACACAGGCCUCAUUGUGCGAGUGGAGGAGAACUUUGUCAUCCUCUUCUCUGACCUCACGAUGCAUGAGCUGAAAGUGCUCCCCCGGGACCUGCAGCUCUGCUCAGAGACGGCAUCAGGUGUGGAUGUGGGGGGCCAGCACGAAUGGGGAGAGCUGGUGCAGCUGGACCCUCAAACCGUGGGUGUCAUUGUGCGACUAGAGCGGGAGACCUUCCAGGUGCUUAAUAUGUAUGGGAAGGUGGUUACUGUCAGGCACCAGGCUGUGACUCGGAAGAAGGACAACCGAUUUGCUGUGGCCCUGGACUCGGAACAAAACAACAUCCAUGUAAAAGACAUCGUCAAGGUCAUUGAUGGCCCCCACUCAGGCCGGGAGGGUGAGAUUCGCCAUCUCUUCCGCAGCUUUGCCUUCUUGCAUUGCAAAAAACUGGUGGAGAACGGGGGCAUGUUUGUCUGUAAGACACGUCACCUGGUGCUGGCUGGGGGCUCAAAGCCACGAGAUGUGACCAACUUCACCUUGGGUGGCUUUGCCCCAAUGAGUCCCCGGAUCAGCAGCCCCAUGCACCCCAGUGCUGGAGGUCAGCGUGGUGGCUUUGGUAGCCCAGGUGGCAGCAGUGGCGGCAUGAGCAGGGGUCGGGGGCGAAGAGACAAUGAGCUCAUCGGCCAGACUGUGCGCAUCUCCCAGGGGCCCUAUAAAGGCUACAUUGGUGUGGUGAAGGAUGCCACGGAGUCUACGGCCCGAGUGGAACUGCAUUCCACCUGCCAGACCAUCUCUGUAGACCGUCAGCGGCUCACCACAGUGGGCUCACGGCGCCCGGGUGGCAUGAACUCAACCUAUGGGCGGACACCCAUGUAUGGCUCCCAGACACCCAUGUAUGGUUCUGGCUCCCGCACACCCAUGUAUGGCUCUCAGACACCUCUUCAGGAUGGCAGCCGCACCCCGCAUUACGGCUCGCAGACACCCCUGCAUGAUGGCAGCCGUACUCCUGCCCAGAGUGGGGCCUGGGAUCCCAACAACCCUAACACGCCAUCACGGGCUGAGGAAGAAUAUGAGUACGCCUUCGACGACGAGCCCACUCCAUCCCCACAGGCCUACGGGGGCACCCCCAACCCCCAAACACCUGGCUACCCAGACCCCUCAUCUCCACAGGUUAACCCGCAGUACAACCCACAGACACCGGGGACGCCAGCCAUGUACAACACAGACCAGUUUUCCCCCUAUGCUGCCCCCUCUCCACAAGGCUCCUACCAGCCCAGCCCUAGUCCCCAGAGCUACCACCAGGUGGCACCAAGCCCAGCUGGCUACCAGAACACCCACUCUCCGGCCAGCUACCAUCCCACACCCUCGCCCAUGGCCUAUCAGGCCAGCCCCAGUCCAAGCCCUGUUGGCUACAGUCCGAUGACACCUGGAGCGCCCUCCCCUGGUGGCUACAACCCACAUACACCAGGCUCAGGCAUUGAGCAGAACUCUAGUGAUUGGGUAACCACUGACAUCCAGGUGAAAGUGCGGGACACCUAUCUGGAUACGCAAGUGGUGGGGCAGACGGGGGUCAUCCGCAGUGUCAUGGUAAGUGGGGCUCAGGCUGGUGGGUAGGCAGGCAUUCUCUCCUUUGGGUGUUCCCGCUGCCUGGAAUAAUGAUUGCCACCCAUGAGCAUGGCUACUUUGUGAUAUUCUCUUAUGAGAUCAGUUCCGUAACAUGGACUGAAUGCUCUGUUGUGCCAGGCUUCACCCACAGCGCGAGGCACCCACAGCCCCUGGGCUCUCCCUGCUCCAGGACUACUGGCCUCUCCGUUUUUUAGUCACCGAGUUCCCUCUAGCCUCAGGACCUUUGCUCAUAACUUUCUUCUGUCUAGAAUUCUCUUCCUUUCAUUCUUUGUCUAGUUAACUUCUCUAUCUUCAGGAAAGCACCCAGGCUAUUUCAGGUCUAUAUCUUAUAGGUCCAAAUAAUUCUUUCUCAUGGACCUCUGCCUAAAAGCUUUAAGUUUGCCCUGGUGACUCUUUGAUUACUAAUCCUGUCUUUAUUCCUAAAUAGUCCCAGUUCUUAGUUGAAGAACUGGCACCUUGUUUGGCUCACCAGUAAAUAGUGAAUUAAACAUCAGAGACCAAGCAAGACAGCUCCAGGCUCUGCCCUCCCAGAUUUCAUAUUCUAGUGGGACUUGUUACCAGACAUGCCCCGACAGCCCAAGUGGCCAGAGCUGGACUAUGGGAAGCCCAGAGGGCAAACUCAGAGAAGGCACCUUACCGACUUUGGAGGGGUCAGGGAGGGCUUCCUACAGGAGACAUUGCACUGAGACCUGAAGAAUGAAUCGGAGUAAGUGGUUGGAGAAGGGGUUAAGUAUGUUCCAGACAGAGAGGACACUCAAAGGCCUAGAGGUGAGGGA
Molecule: messenger RNA, 3940 nt
Organism: Pipistrellus kuhlii (Kuhl's pipistrelle)
Lineage: Eukaryota; Metazoa; Chordata; Mammalia; Chiroptera; Vespertilionidae
Gene: SUPT5H
Product: SPT5 homolog, DSIF elongation factor subunit
Exons: 29
Coding region: 105-3152 (1015 amino acids)
Biological process (GO): transcription elongation-coupled chromatin remodeling; regulation of DNA-templated transcription elongation; transcription elongation by RNA polymerase II
Cellular component (GO): DSIF complex
Molecular function (GO): protein binding; mRNA binding
Source: RefSeq, a predicted model, not a curated record